UACCAGAGGCAGGGAAGGGAGACGGGGAGACAGAUUAGAUGUGAUAUGAGGGAGUAUUGCUCCCUCUCCCACCAAGCUGCUCCUGGUGUUACGGUACAUGUAAUAAACAUUGAUCUCUCGCUGUUAAAAAGGGUGGUUCAUGUUGUCAUCGAGGGCUGGAGUGAGUGGGUGGUGCUGAUGCUUUGAAUGUGAAUGGGAAGUGGGAUAUUUAGACCCUCUGUCUCAGCCUCUCUCUUCAUCUCUCUCUCUCUCUCUCUCUCAAACACACACACACAGGGAGGAGGGGGAAGAGCAGGUUAAAUGAAACUGUUGCUCAAACCACAUGUUGCUGUGCGUGAUUGAACCACUGCAGCAGCUACCUUCCCUUCCUUUGCAUUGUACGUCUAACUAACGAUGUGGUCGCUGCAUGUGUAGCUCCUGCCACCUGUGGCAGCACUCUUAUUCCCUCUACGACACAGAGAAAGAACAAAAAAAAAAAGGAAAAAAAGGGGGAGCCGAGAGAGGUCGUGGAGGAGGAGGAUAUCUUUCAUGAUAAGUGGACUUCUGACAGAGAGAGCUCCUCGCUGCAUAUCCAGUUGACACAAAUGAAAGAAUCCUAAAAUCAGCAACAUGCCUGGACUCAUAAACAAAGAGAACCGGAGUGCUCUGCCACUCAGUGUGUCUGACAUCACUUCCUGUGUCAGGGGUUAUACUCUGGCUCUGACAGCCUCUAUGACCUAUGAAAAUAUUGAGGAUCAUGCAAUCGAAGGGAUCUUCAUUUAUCCACUGGAAGAAAACUCCAUAGUUGUAGGGUUUGAGGCUAUGAUAUCCAGUCAAAUUAUGACACUGCAAAUAAAAGACAAGACAAAAAUUGACGACUGUUAUCUGGAUUGCUGCAACACAUCUAAUGGAGCUCUCCAGAGUGGCAACGGUGUUACGGGACACAUUGUAAUGGAUGAAGAUUUUGAGAGGACAGUGUUGGUGGUUAACCUUGGGGUGAUCCCUCCAAUGGAGACAGUCCACAUUCUGGUCAGCACCUCUUCUGAGCUCUCCACUCUGCCAAGUGGGGGCAUCAGGGUCUCGUCCCCACCAGUGUGUACGCCUCGGGUGCAGAGGACCAUCAACGAGGAGCAGGGGCUGUCCCCAAACUUCUCCAGAACGCGGGACAGACACACCUGUGCCUUGAGUCCCCACGAUCAAACUCCCAACUGCCCUCAGCUGUGGUUGGCAUCACUGCUCGAGGAGGAUGCCAUAAACUCCAUGGACUACGAAUUCAACUUCCAGCUGGAGAUACGGGCUCCUUAUCUCCUUGCAGGCGUGGAGAGCCCUUCUCAUGCCAUCCGAGCUGAUGCAGACCCUCUGGCUCGCUCCGCCACCAGCGUUGUAAUCACCCUAGCUGACAAGUAUACUUAUGACUUCCCUGUCGAAAUCCUCAUCUACCCGAGCGAGCCUCAUCUGCCACAUGUGCUCAUUGAAAAUGGGGACAUGACACUGGAGGAGUAUGAUGAGUAUCUUCAUGGCCGGAGUGAUUUCAUCAAGGCCACCAAGAAGGACUCUAGCAAUGAGAGGAAAGUAGAUAUAAUUCACAGGAGACUCCAUAAGGACAUCCUCCACAACCCCGUGGUCAUGUUGAACUUCUGCCCUGACCUCAAGUCUAUCUGCUCAGAUCUGAGAAAGGUUCACGGUGAAUUCAUCUUCCUCAUCGACCGCAGCGGCAGCAUGAGCGGCGUUAACAUCAACCGUGUGAAGGAUGCCAUGGUGGUUAUUCUCAAGAGCCUGGUACCUGGCUGUCUUUUCAACAUCAUCGGCUUCGGAUCUACAUUUAAAUCACUCUUCACAACCAGCCAAAUCUACGAGGAGGAGGCUCUGGCUCAGGCUUGUGAGUACGUCAGGAAGAUCAGAGCUGACAUGGGGGGGACCAACAUCCUGGCACCGCUCACCUGGAUCCUGAGGCAGCCGAUGUUCAGUGGACACCCCCGCCUGCUCUUUCUGCUCACAGACGGGGCCGUCAGCAACACAGGCAAAGUUGUUGAGCUGGUCCGCAGCUAUGCACGCUACAUCAGAUGUUUUACGUUCGGCAUAGGACAGAAUGCUUGCAGGAGGCUGGUGCAGGGACUGGCUACAGUUUCCAAAGGAAGAGCAGAGUUUCUGGCCGAUGGGGAGAGGCUACAGCCCAAGAUGAUAAAGUCCCUGAAGAAAACCAUGUCUCCAGUACUCAGCGACAUUUCCAUCGAAUGGCUCUUUCCGGAAACCAAAGAAGUGCUCCUCUCUCCAGUGGGCAACACCUUUCUCUUUCCAGGGGACAGUCUGAUUGGCUACAGUGUGGUUUGCGACACCACCCGCUACCACGCCAACCCCAAAUCUGAUAAGAGGAGGCGAUACAGCAUGAUGCGCUCCACUGAGUCAGCCAGCUCGGUGUUUUACCACUCCCAAGAAGAGGACCCAGUGAAGACAGCUGUUGACAGCCAGGGGUCUCACAGGGAGGCACCGUCUCUUGCUCUGUACGACUACUACCAGGACUCCAUGACAGCCAGCAGUCCUGUCACCACAGAGCAAGACCCCAUGGGUUUAGAUAAGACAUCACCAAGAAGGCGUGCGUACAGUACCAACCAGAUAACAGAGUACAACCCAGCAAAGAAGAUCUACACUCCCAGUGACCCCAGCUCUAUUGUGGCGAAGAAUCCACUGAGGAGGGCCAAAGUCCAGGAGCUGAUUGGCCAGAUGAGCCCUGAACACGAGACGCAGUGGAAGAAUGACUACCAGCCACAGCUGGCAAGCCUGUGUGCCGCAACUUCCAGAGGGCAUCCUGCCAGCUGUCACAGACCGCUCCCUCAGCAGGGGCUAGCUCUGCAGCAGGACACUGAGCCUCAUUUCCAUCCCCAGCCGCAGGACAACCCCGUGCCCAGCGGCAGCAGUGUGCCACCGCCGACUCACAGCGCACCUGGGGAAGACGGAUCCAGAUCAUCCACAGACAGCCCGUCUGUUGGCAGCAUCGGAGAUUCAGAUGGUUAUGGACACCAGUUAUGUCAAGCAGAAACCCCACAGGAGAGUCAAACUUCAGAUCUGGCCGCUGCCAACCGCCAGAAAUGCGACUGCAAGGCUGUGGUGUCCGGGCUCCUGUGUGGGAAACCGAUGAAGUGGGAGGUGGUCUUUGACAUUGAGCCAUUUCUGAGUGGCCGGGAACGCGAGGAGAAGGUUCACGAGGAGCUGUGGAACGAGACCUUCCACCAUCUGGCCGGACGCUCUAUCAUACACGACUUUGAGCACAUGGCGGAUAAGGAGUGCGAGAUUGAGCAUGGUUCUGGCAGGAAGUACCAGCUAUAUGCCAUUCACACCAGUAAAGCCUGCAAUAUACUGAGCAAAUACACUGCGUUUGUUCCCAUCGACCUUGACACCAAUGAAUAUUUGCCAACAUGUAUUGACUACAUAAAUCCUGGUGAAGGUCUGAAGAGGGGUUCACAGUCCAGGUCUCGCUCAGGGAGCAGGAAGAACAGAGGUUACUCCAUCGGGCUGGGCCGCUCUCAGUCUGGAGGCAUGUCGGAGGAAGCUGAAGACGUAAUGCUGCCCAACAACGGAGAAGACGCCGCCUCUCCAUGCAGCACCCCCUCCUCCUCUGGCUGGGAGAGAUGCAGCUUCACGGAGGGUAAGAGUAAGACAUCAAUCGUUUCUCAAAGGAGUCCGUCUGUGACCUCCGACCAGUCACAGAAAUCGGUCGAGAGCCUUUUUUCAGCCAGGCUGGCUCUCAGCAGGACUCGCCUCCUGACUCGAGCCGCCAAAGGAUUCAUGUGUCGAUCUCACAGCAAGUCCGGUGAUUCAAUCGGAGAGAGUGACAACGAGAACAAAGACUACAUUCCUCUGGUGUUGUUGCAGUUGGCUAGCGGUGCAUUUUCCCUGGAUGCCGCUCUGUGUGAUGCCAUUAAUGUGCCCAUGGACAAGCUAAAGUGGACGUCUCCCUUCGCCAGCCAUCGCACCACCCUGGGCCACCUGUCGCACUCCAGCAGCCGCCGCGCCGACAGCGCCGAUGACGGAUGCAGAUCACCAUCUGAGGCAGAAACAUAUCAGCAAUCUGCAGAGCACACUGUAGGCAUCUACAGUCCUUGUCAUUUGUCCAGGAGUUCCUGGGCGGAUGCCGGCCCCUCCCCGUUAGCCAGUCCGUCGACUGCUGCCGAGCCCUCGCACUCCGAGGUGGAUAAUGCACGGAGCUCCGGGUCCGGGGGCAUGGAAACAGCAUGCUCUGGCAGCGCGCUGAAGAGGACCCUGGAUCCAGAAAGCAUGGUGUGGGCCACAGCAGUGGCCCUCGCCUGGUUGGAGCACAGCUCUGCCAGUUAUUUCAUAGAGUGGGAACUGGUGGCUGCCAAAGCCAGCAUGUGGCUCAGCGCGCAGUGCAUCCCAGAAGGCCGAGACUUGGCCUCCAUCAAAGCUGCAGCCAAUCAGCUCUUCAUCAUCCUCAGACACUGGGAUGAAAACUUGCAACUGAACAUGCUCUGUUACAACCCUAACAGUGUCUGAGGCCUGCAGGUUGUCCAUCCCACAUGAUACUAUGCUAACGAGGCUGUGCUAUUCUUUGUCCAGAAGUAUGUCCUCUGGAGUCUGAUUUUGCCGUUGCAGUUGUGAACAGUGUGUAUUUUCUUCUGUUUGUGUGCUGUUCCUCCAAACAUAUCAGACAGAGGCAUUAUGUGCAAGCUAAUACCUCGCUGGUGCCAUAUAUAGUAGCUAGAUUCCUGUUAGCAAGGGAUCCGUCAGAGUUAUGCCACAGAUUUUAUUUCCAAGAAGAAGAAUGUCAGUGUCAAAGUCGUAGCAUGCUGGACCAUUGAGCAUCAAAAGCUAUUAAAAGCUGUACAUCAUCAUAUUGAUGUUAUUGGGAGAAUGCGGCAAACAAUGGUAAGAGAAUUGUGUUCCACUGAUUGUUGUUUUUCUGAAUUAACUGUAUUGUGGUAAAAAUCCUACAAGGAAACAUCGGCGUACUUGCUUUUGGUACCGCCACUCUUUUCUAAUGCCUGUUCCCUGUGUUAUUACUAUUCGCCAUUUUUGCAGUUUUAAUAUGGCAGAGACAGAAAAAUAUGCAAAUAUCAAAAGAAAACUCAAAACAUGGUUGGUUUUAAAAAAAAAUGUGUGAUAGGUCUAUGAACAUGUAUCCCACUAGCAUGUAAUUUACUGUUUAUCAUUUAAUGACGCUGAUACAUUCUUUAUUGUUUUACACUUAUCUGAGUAUUUCCGUUUCAGAGUAGUAGUUUCGAUCAUGCGUUUGAGUCAGAGAGAGUAACACAGACCAGGAGCCGACUACACCAGCAAUUUGCAAAUCCAAAAUUAGCCCAGUUAUAACCUGAAGGAAAACUAUGGAUAUUUACAAUUUAAAAGGAGUUGCACCACAGAAACUAGUUCCUAUGCUCUGCUUUAACUGUUGCAUAGCUAGCAAAACCAGCUAAUAAAAUGAAACUGCUGACUUUGAUUGGAUGAUGCUGCAGAUGUUUCUUGUUAAUUUACAAAACAAGACAAAACACUUUACUAGCUAGAUACUGAAACCAAUUGGUGUGGCCCAAUCCUGUGAACUAUGGGCAAAAAUCAAGUGGCAGUCCAAAGGAAAUGCCGCUGCAAGUUAUCACUGUCAUUGCUCAUUUACCGCAAGUGCCUAAAUAAGGUUAAAAGUUGGCAGAAAGUGUAAAUCUGUUCACUGCAGUAAUGACUUUAGGAAUCAGUCCACUCUUUCUUUGACCUUUCUCAGUCCAUCUAAGCAGUUUUCAGCAUUGAUUUUCUUUUUGUUCAGUACAGUGUUGCUUUACUCAGGUAUUCAUUUUUUCCCUCUCAGGCUGAGUUGCGUCCUCCUGCAUGAACACAGGUAUUCAUGUUAUGAUGUUUGAUGACUGAAUUUGGAGCCAGUGGUGCAGUAUUACUGUCUGAAUUGAGAAACACAGCGUAGAUGUCAUAUUGUACUAUUUUCUGUGCUGUAAUUGCAGUAGUAAGUGCAGCUGUAAUUGUAAUCAGUUGUAUUUUUAUGUACUGGGUCAGGUGUGUAUAGUGCAGUAUCUUUCAAUUUGCUGUUUGUGCCUUUAUAAAUGAUUGUUGACUGUUUGAGGCUGUAGUGUCUUUCUAACUGUUGAUGCUAUGACCAGCUCUGCGGGUGCAUGUAAUAAAAUUAUUCUACAACCAAA
Messenger RNA from Mugil cephalus (flathead mullet), 6128 nucleotides. It is a transcript of the gene vwa5b1, whose product is annotated as von Willebrand factor A domain containing 5B1. The coding region runs from base 610 to 4488 and encodes 1292 amino acids. The record is from RefSeq and is a predicted model, not a curated record. Lineage: Eukaryota; Metazoa; Chordata; Actinopteri; Mugiliformes; Mugilidae. The transcript has 22 exons.